CGCAGACGCGGGUUGCUAGGCAACCAAUCCGACACAAACAGAGUGGUGUCAAAUUGUGAAAAAUGCAGAGGUCUUUUUCGAUUGUUGAGGAUGAAGAUGCCGCUGAAAGUUUCGACGACGAGCAAAUCGUGAAGAAGUACAGUCAUGCCUUGAGUGAACGGCGGAAUUCGCAAACCGUGGGCGAUUUUGAAAAAAGUUUGGCCAAAAUGGCGACACGACAGCCAUCGCCAACCGAUAUUCCGUCGAAAAUCCCCAGCGCCGGCCCCUCAGGCCGCCAAACCGUCCUGCGCGCCGCCCACCUGUCAAGCAAAACUCGCCUCUCCAGCGACAGCGACCUCGACGACAGCGACCUUGACGACGACAAACCCAAAACCGCAAUCCCCGGCGAAUACGAUCCCAAGCAGUACGAAAACCUUGACGUGAACCCCGAAAUCAAAGAAAUUUUUCAAUACAUCACAAAAUACAUCCCCCAACAAAUGACCUUAGACCACAAAUUCAAACCGUUCGUCCCCGAAUUUCUCCCCGCUGUGGGCGACAUCGACGCGUUUUUGAAGGUCAUUCCCCCCUCCAAGACCAUCACGGGCGAGGAAUUCGCAACCAAUCAGCACUUGGGCUUGACGGUUUUGGACGAGCCGGCGGCCAAUCAGAGCGACGCUGCGCUAUUGCACUUGCAAUUACGGGCGGAGUCUGUGAAGACGACGCACGACAGCGACGUGGUGGUGAAGAAGCUCGACAACGUUGAGAAAAACGUAAAAAUCGUGGAUAAAUGGAUUAAAGAUAUCUCGGCGCUGCAUAAAAGCAAGUCGUUUCCGAGCGUUAGAUACACAGAGGCGAUGCCGGAUUUGGACGAGCUGAUGCAGGAAUGGCCCGAAGAGAUGGAAAGACGGUUGAGGGAGGAUAAAUUUCCAGAACCUAGUGGGGAUUUGAAUGCGUAUAUUGAAGAAGUGUGCGGGUUGUUUCAGAUACCUGUGAAAAACAAAAUCGAAGCGCUGUAUUUGUUGUUUUCGUUGUAUGCGGCUGUUAAAAGUUCGCAGUUGUUUAAGACUUCGGAAAUGGAGAAGGCGGGAGCUAAUGGAGAUGAAUCCAUCACUGUUGUGGCAGAUCAGUUAUUGUUAGAGUAAUGAAAGUAAAUGGAAGCUAUGUACAAGCACUUUGUGGUUUUGACUAAUCUAUACUUAUAUAAUAAAGCUGAAGCUUUUGUUUAUUUGA
Messenger RNA from Zophobas morio, 1209 nucleotides. RefSeq names its product intraflagellar transport protein 46 homolog (gene IFT46). The transcript is spliced from 6 exons. NCBI's taxonomy places the organism in Eukaryota, Metazoa, Arthropoda, Insecta, Coleoptera, Tenebrionidae. Gene Ontology annotation, cellular component: intraciliary transport particle B; motile cilium; centrosome. Gene Ontology annotation, biological process: cilium assembly; intraciliary transport. The record is from RefSeq and is a predicted model, not a curated record. The coding region runs from base 63 to 1121 and encodes 352 amino acids.